AUUCCUCUAACUGUUUUGAAUACGGAAGUGGUGGUGGUGUGGUUGUCAUCUGCAUUGUAAAUCUGUACUGACAAUGUGUGAGUAAAGAAAACGUUGCUGUUGCAAGCGUCUUAAUAGCAACUUGAAUUGGGGCACUUGAAGGAGAGAAACUUUUACAUUUUGGGAUUUUAACUGGGUAUCAUGAAUAACUACUCUCUGGGUGAACGGUUCCAAAUGCGAUUACUGCCUUCGAUGUAUGGGAUUGAAUUUUGUGUGGCCUUGGUCGGUAAUCUAUUUGCACUGUGGCUCCUGGUAACCAAGGAGAGGAAGAACUGGCACACUGGUGUGGUGCUGUCGUGUAACCUCGCCAUCAGUGACCUGCUCUAUGUCCUCACCCUGCCUCUGCUGAUAGUCUACUACACGCAGAAGAAAAACUGGCCCUUUGGAAAUGCAACGUGCAAACUUGAGCGCUUUCUGUUUACCUGUAACCUGUACGGGAGCAUCUUCUUCAUCAUGUGCAUCGGUGUGAAUCGUUACGUGGCCAUCGUGCAUCCGUUCUUCACCCGGACUCACGUGCGCCCCGCUCAUGCCAAGGCUGUCAGCCUCAUCGUCUGGAUCAUUUUGACAGCCUUUUCCUCCCCUGUGUUGACGUUUGCUUCCACAUGUCAGAAAGGAAACGUGACUUACUGUGUCUCCCAUUGUGAAACGAAAUCUGACGAGAACGCUCACUUCAACUAUAAGCUAUUUCUUGCUCUGUUUGGGUGUUUUGUUCCCUUUCUGGUCACAUUUGCUUCUUAUAGCGGAGUUAUUUGGGUUGUGUGGCGGAAUUCUAAUAUUACCGCUCUGGAGAAAAGGAAGGUGGCACUUAUGGUGCUGUCAGGCAUUGUUUUGUAUGCUGUUUCAUUCUUGCCCUAUCAUGUUUUUCAAAGUUACCAUUUUUAUCUGAAAAAAAAUGGCAAUUUUGAUAGGAGUAUCUAUGAAGCCUACCAAGUGUCCAAGGGUUUGGCAACUCUGAACAUGUGCAUUCAUCCCCUUCUCUAUAUGGCUGUGUUUAACAGCAUCAGAGUCGCUUGCUGUGGAAAAAGCCAAGAUGACAAUGUAGGCCUAUAGAGGAGUUUGAGGACACCUUUAUGGUAUGAAACAUCUUUGCUUUGCUGUAUUUUAUGAUAUGUGAAUGGUACAAACCGACACAAUAAUGUAUGUACGAUGAAUAAUUUAAAUAAAAAGACCAAAUUAGACCAUCAGUCCUCUGCACCGUGUUUCAGGGACAGCCGUGCCUGUGGGGGGCGCUCGAACUUUCGUCGGGUACGACAUUUUCUUUUGCUCACGUCCCCUUUCCGAUGUUCUCUGGCCGCUGAGCGCACCGCGAGGAUGCCGUCGAACGAAUACGACGAUUCCAAGCCCAGCUGGGCCGAUCAGGUUGAAGAGGAAGGAGAUGAAGGUACCCUACCAUUAUCAAAAGAAACUAUCAAAGGAAAUA
Messenger RNA from Hypomesus transpacificus, 1459 nucleotides. RefSeq names its product purinergic receptor P2Y11 (gene p2ry11). The record is from RefSeq and is a predicted model, not a curated record. Gene Ontology annotation, molecular function: neurotransmitter receptor activity; G protein-coupled ATP receptor activity. Gene Ontology annotation, biological process: cellular response to ATP; G protein-coupled receptor signaling pathway; calcium-mediated signaling. Gene Ontology annotation, cellular component: plasma membrane. The coding region runs from base 181 to 1089 and encodes 302 amino acids. The transcript has 4 exons. NCBI's taxonomy places the organism in Eukaryota, Metazoa, Chordata, Actinopteri, Osmeriformes, Osmeridae.